This is a messenger RNA of Anoplophora glabripennis (Asian longhorned beetle), 2564 nucleotides long. Its product is annotated as patatin-like phospholipase domain-containing protein 3. Gene Ontology annotation, cellular component: membrane; cytoplasm; lipid droplet. The record is from RefSeq and is a predicted model, not a curated record. Lineage: Eukaryota; Metazoa; Arthropoda; Insecta; Coleoptera; Cerambycidae. Gene Ontology annotation, biological process: triglyceride catabolic process; lipid homeostasis. Gene Ontology annotation, molecular function: triacylglycerol lipase activity. The transcript has 11 exons. The coding region runs from base 149 to 2155 and encodes 668 amino acids.
CUUUUAAUUAGUCCAGCUAAGUCUGUCGUGAGAGGAAGUGUAGGGAACAGUUUUUAAAAUACACUCGAUUAAAAAAAAACAUUACGAAAUUAUCUGGAAUUUGUUUAAUAUUUAUUGUGUUCAUUGUUUCUUGUGAUACUUGUUUAAGAUGAAUCUGUCAUUUGCUGGUUGCGGAUUUCUCGGUAUUUAUCAUGUGGGGGUCGCUUGUUGUUUUCGCAAAUACGCGCCUCAUUUGCUACUGAAUAAAAUAUCAGGUGCUUCUGCGGGUGCCAUUGCAGCAUGCUGCCUAAUUUGUGAUUUACCUAUAGGUGAAAUGACCAGUGAUGUUCUCAAAGUAGCAAUCGAAGCCCGCAGUCGUUCUCUCGGUGCUUUCUCCCCGUCUUUCAAUAUACACAGGCUUCUUCUGGAAGGCUUAGAAAAAUUUCUACCGGACGACGCGCACGCCCGCGUCAGCGGCAAGCUACACAUUUCUCUGACGAGAGUCCACGACGGAAAAAAUGUUGUGGUAUCUCAAUUUGACAGCAGGGAAGAACUCAUACAAGCCUUACUGGCCUCAGCUUUCAUACCAUUUUUUUCUGGUUUGAUACCUCCUAAGUUCAAAGGUGUUAGGUAUAUGGACGGUGGUUGUAGUGACAAUUUGCCCACUUUAGAUGAAAACACAAUCACAGUCAGUCCUUUUUGUGGGGAAACUGAUAUAUGCCCCAGGGACGACAGUUCGCAGCUGUUUCACAUAAAUAUUGCAAACACCAGUAUAGAAUUAUCGAAACACAACAUAUAUAGGAUGGUCAGAAUACUGUUCCCUCCGAAACCGGAAGUUCUGUCGAACAUGUGCAAGCAGGGCUUCGACGAUGCCCUUAGGUUCUUACAUAGGAACAAUCUCAUAAAUUGUACGAGGUGUCUCGCUGUACAAUCUACGUUUGUAGUGUCGGAGACGAUCGAGGAACCUGUGGAGUACGAUCCGCAAUGCAAAGAAUGCAAAAUACACAGGCAGGAGGCGCUUGUUUCAAACGUGCCCGACAACGUUUUAAAUAAAUUCCAAGAGGCCAUUGAUAAAGCCAACAACGGAUUGAUAAACUGGCUGUUCAAACAUCGAGGGAUGAAGCUGCUCUCCGUGCUCAGUCUUCCGUACACGUUACCCGCCGAUGUCGUGUACGCUACGUUCACCAAGUUGCAAACCAUACCGUCUCUAAAUUCAGGUCAUAGGUUGAUUUAUAGGAAGUUAGCCGAUUUCGAUUUUCUAAGUAUUAAUGGUACUAACAUUGAGACGAAAUCGUACAAGUUUAACUUGCUAGGUAACGCCAUCCUUCAGUCCCCCAAUGCAUGCCAUCAACAUUUUAUUAUGCAGAAGAGGUUUAUGGUAGCCGCACCCCAAGUCGGUAACGGAGCCUGGGAACUGAGCAAAUUCUUUAUGGAUAAGGUCUCGUAUGUGCUCAACAAAGUCAACAGGAAGAGGCAACAAAUCAGCGCCAAAAUUACGUGUCAACUGGCAAUUACGGAGUACGGAGGAAAUAAAUAUGAUGUCGAGGCUUGCCAGAAUGUAACCAGCGAAAACAAAGUGAACUUGAACUUUACUCUCAACUUAGAUGACAGUGAUCUGCCUCUGUGUCAAAGUCCAGAGCGAAAAUUCAAAACGAAAGAAAUCCUCCAAAGGAAACCUAGCUUGACGAUUAACAGAAGCGACACCAUGGAUGACGAUACGUUCGAGCACAUCCUCCAAGUUACGUCACAACAUGAGACCAUCAUGGCUUACUAUUAUUUGGAUGAAAAUAAUAAGGUUAAAGUCACGGAAAUAUUUGACGUAACCGACAGCGAUUCUCCGAUCGUUCAAACUUCACAUGAGCGAGACGUCAACAAAAAUUUGGAGUUUGACGAUGACUGGGACGAAUCUUCGUGGCAAGCGCAGCAAACAAUUGACGAUCAUAUGUCGGAAUACGUAUUGGAAGACAUACUCGACAGUGACUCUUGCAACAUUUUCUCGGACCCAGAAAGCGAGUGGACGGGCACGUGUAAAGUCGAAGAGCCUGAAGAUGAACUGUAUUCUACCGACCGAACCGACUUGCGUCCCGAAUCGGACCAGCCCAACCAACCUAGCAGGGAAUACAUCUUAAACAACCAUAAAGUGGCGCCAUUAACUUUUCAGGGAAUAAACACAUAGUUUUAUGAAUAAAAAUGUACGAUUCGCUACAUCUAAAAGAAUUCUUAUGAAGGAAUUGAGUGGGAAGGAAAAGUUUUAAUUUAUUAGUGUUUCUACCAAAAAGAUCUAUUUUUGAACUUGUUAAACAAUUCGAUUACUGUAUAUAUUUGUAAUUUUAAAGGAGAGUAUAAACAAUUACUUGCCAUUACCAAAUACAUUUAAUUUAUAUUUUGUUUUGUAAUUUAAGGAAAUUGAGAUUAGAGGUGUAACGUAAGGAGCUAAACUAAAUGUGAUAUAGUUUUAUAUAUUUUUAUACCAUAAAACUGAUGUAUUUAAGUAUUAAAUGACUAUUUCCGAUUUAAGAUAUUUAUAAAUAUAUUUAAAGUAUUGUUAUUGAAGAAAAUAUAUUUUAUAUUAACUGUUAAUUUUA